This is a messenger RNA of Trichophyton verrucosum HKI 0517, 2019 nucleotides long. RefSeq lists its product as uncharacterized. The transcript has a single exon. Lineage: Eukaryota; Fungi; Ascomycota; Eurotiomycetes; Onygenales; Arthrodermataceae. Gene Ontology annotation, cellular component: cytoplasm. The record is from RefSeq and is a predicted model, not a curated record. Gene Ontology annotation, molecular function: magnesium ion binding. The coding region runs from base 1 to 2019 and encodes 672 amino acids. Gene Ontology annotation, biological process: dephosphorylation; L-serine biosynthetic process.
AUGGCACUGGCACAAACAAUCCAAUCUUCGGCUCGAGAGAGGCCUGUGGUCAUAGGAUUAUACGGAGUUUCUGGCUCUGGGAAGACUACCCUGCUGAAUCAACUGAGGAGGACCCUCAAGGAUGAUUUCCUGUUUUAUGAAGGCUCACAGGUUAUCGAUGAAGUAACCCCUGGAGGCCUCGCCCAGUUCAAAGCUUGGAGCAGAGAACGACAGAUGACAUCACGGAAAGCGGCAAUUGACUCGAUCCGGAUGGCGUGCAUCCAAAGUGGAAAGGCAGCUAUUGUCUCUGGCCAUUUCAGCUUCUUCGAAGAAAAUGACGGCAAAGUUGGGCCCCCGGUGAUUACUAGAGAUGACCUCGACACAUACACACACAUCCUAUACUUGAAUGUUCCGACUGAGGUAUUAUUUGAGCGCCGUGCUUUCGACUCGACUCGGGAUCGCCCUUAUAUCAGCACAGAGGAGCUACAUAUGUGGCAGGAGAUGGAAAUAUCACAGCUUCGUCCACUUUGCCUCGAGCAUGGUAUUUUGUUCAUGUGUGUGGCACCUGGACCGGAUAUGCAGAGCAGAGUAGCGAACUUGUUACAUGAGUUCCAACUAAAUAGCAACAGCUUCAAUCUGGAGCGUGCCAAAGCAUGUUUAGACGUCAUUAUUGGUGACAAACAGCCCUUGAUAAUGCUUUUCUUGGAUGCAGAUAAGACUUUAUCAGAAAAAGAUACCGGGGCAUUGUUCUGGGAAAAGGCUGCCUCAUCGAAGGUCAAAGGUGCCUCAUUAAAGGAUAUUUUCAGCAGCAAAUUAGGGUAUUCAUAUGCUGCUUUCUGCCAGGCUGCCCUGCUCUAUGAAGAGUCAGGCAAUGACCAAGAGUUUGAUAGGAUUUGCAGCGAGGUGGCUGCAGGGGUAUCCAUGUAUCCUGAAUUUGUUUGUCUACUCCACCGUGUAGCGGAACAGGAGCAUCUUCGAGCUGUUGUCAUUACAUGUGGCAUAAAACGUGUGUGGGAGAAGGUGUUGGAGAAAGAACGGUUGUCUGGCAUCGUGAAAAUAAUUGGAAGUGGCCGGAUUGCCGAUGGCCCGGUCAUUACGGGGCGUGUGAAAGGGGAAUUGGUCAGCUAUUUGCAAAGCAAGUACCAUAUGAAGGUCUGGGCAUUUGGUGACAGUCCGCUAGACAUGGAAAUGCUGAAGCUUGCAGACAGAGGUAUCGUUGUGGUUGGGCCGGAGGCAACCAGAAGUAAGUCCAUGGAUGCUGCCUUGGUUGAGGCUAUCGAGUGCGGCGGAGUCCGCCUGAAGCAAGUUGUUUUACCUCCCACCACACCAAUGCGGCUUGAUUUCAAGAGACUUCCUUCAUUGGAUAUUACUGGCGCGGACUUCAUGGACUUUGUUCCAUUUCCUUCGCCGCCCUCCAUUCAGCUAAUUCAUGCGACGGAAAAGAAUGUAGCUAAAUUGCUAAUGACCCAAAUGCGAAAUGCAAAUGUUGCUGGUCCGCAUCUGUGCAGAGCCCAUAUGUCCGUGGGAAAGUACCUGGCAAUUGAAUUUUUGUCCGACGUUAUUGGCGUUGAAGAGUAUUCCAUUCCACAUGUUCUGGGCCAUGAGACAAAUGGUCAUCAUCUAUACCACGAAAGUCAGACGCUGAUUGUGGCGGUGAUGCGCGCAGGAGAACCUAUGGCUCGUGGAGUUUGGGAGAGCUUUCCCAAAGCAUCUUUUCUGCAUGUGAAAUCUCCAGAAGAUGUUAAGCCUCACCAUGUACAGGGGAAAGUCACCAUCAUCUUGGUUGACUCGGUGAUCAAUAGUGGCAAGACAGUAGCCGAGUUUCUAGCACGGAUCCAAAUCUUACACUCUAUCGUCCGCAUUGUGGUGGUUGCCGGGGUCGUUCAGGCAGAAUGCAUCUCCAGACGAGCCCUCACGCAAAGGCUUCGCUACGGAGCAAAGGUGACUGUCGUUGCUCUCCGGGUAUCACAGAACAAGUAUACAGGCAGCGGCUCUACCGACACCGGAAACCGUCUUUUUAAUACGACCUCCUUGCCUUGA